Molecule: messenger RNA, 4432 nt
Organism: Carassius gibelio (silver crucian carp)
Lineage: Eukaryota; Metazoa; Chordata; Actinopteri; Cypriniformes; Cyprinidae
Product: stromal membrane-associated protein 2-like
Exons: 11
Coding region: 185-1678 (497 amino acids)
Biological process (GO): regulation of clathrin-dependent endocytosis
Molecular function (GO): GTPase activator activity
Source: RefSeq, a predicted model, not a curated record
GUUGUAAUUCACCUGAUUGAACAGCGAACAUCACGACCGCAAUUGUCUAUCUGAAGAAGGACUAAGUUGUGCGGUCUUUUAGAGAAAAUGUUUUAAACAGCACAUGGCUGAAGAUCAGAAGCAGAUGCCACAGAGGAGGUGCGGUGACUAUAAGCGCGGCUGAGAAGAGUAAUGCUGAAGUGUAAUGCUUGAACGUGCUCGAUGUGUCUCAGAUACUGCGGGUGGAAAGUUGCGUGUUCAAGGACCAGCGAAUGUAACGUUACAGCGAUGGAUAUGGUGUUGUUUUUAUAUGAGCCAUGAUUCAAUGCUUUUCCUCUUCCUGGUAAGAUUAGCGGAAGCCAGCAGUAACAGUGUUUUGUUUUUCUCUCUCUCUUCAUCUGCAGCAGCAGCCGGUUUUGUGACAGUCAGCGAUCCGCUUCCCGCUGGUAGAUCAGCGAGAGACUGCUUUUUAAAGAUGACGGGUAAAUCAGUCAAAGACAUUGACCGCUAUCAGGCUGUUCUCACAUCUCUUCUGGCUUUAGAGGAAAACAAGUUUUGCGCAGAUUGUCACGCCAAAGGUCCCAGAUGGGCAUCCUGGAAUCUUGGAAUCUUCAUCUGUAUCCGCUGUGCGGGAAUCCAUCGGAAUCUUGGCGUGCACAUAUCACGAGUUAAAUCCAUAAACCUGGACCAGUGGACUCAUGAGCAGAUACAGUCUGUUCAGGAGAUGGGGAAUGCCAAAGCUCGGCGACUAUAUGAGGCCUUUUUACCAGAGUGCUUCCAGCGCCCAGAGACAGACCAAGCUGCUGAGAUUUUUAUCCGUGACAAAUAUGAUAAGAAGAAAUAUAUGGAUAAAUGCAUUAACAUCCAGUCUUUCAGGAAAGAAAAGAGUGAGACAGUAACAAAAGAAGCCCCUGUUGUUUUUAAAAAGAUGAAGCUGAAAAAAGACGAGUCGAAACAAUUCAAAAACAGUCCAAAACAGUCACAAUCUGUUAAUGACUUACUGGGACUAGAUGCCCCUGCUCCUCAAGCUCCCUUAUCCAAUGGCAAACCAAGCACUGAACUCAGUCCUGCCCUCGACCUCUUCAGCUCUCUGCCUGCCACCGUCAGCACCUCCAACUCUUCCAGGAGCACGCCUAGCUCAGGGUCCAUGCCCACUGGACGGGUAGCAGCAUCUAUGCCCGAAAACCUCAGCCUGUUCCUGGAUCCCCCCUCCAAAAGUGAGGACAGUGGAAAAAAGCUGUCCAAGGACUCAAUCUUGUCAUUGUAUGGCAGUACCGCACCACAAACAAACAUGGCUGCUCAUGCUGGCAUGUAUAUGGGAGCAACCCAGAUGGGCUAUGUCCCUGCUGCAGGGUACGGCCAAUACCAGGCCCUGGGUGCCCAGCAGGGCAUGAUGGGGCCUAUGAUGGCACCACAGAUGAACAUACUGGGACAUACUGCUCCUCCGUACAUGGCAGGGGUGCAGGGGGGCGUAAUGGGAAUGCAGAAUGGCAUGAUGGGAAACAUGGCAGCAGUUCCUCAGCAGGCGUAUGGAGCACAGCAGACCCAACAGCUGCAGUGGAACAUCAGCCAGAUGACUCAACACAUGGCAGGAAUGAAUUUCUAUGGUGCCAAUAACAUGAUGGGGUACGGGCAGCCCAUGGGUGGGGCGGCUGCUCCCGGUUCAAAUCCAGUGCUCGGGUCACAAGAGUGGAAGUGAUGUCAUAGAGAGAGAGUGGUUCAGCAUGUCUGAAUUGGUUGGGCUUGGUUGGCCCCACGACUGACUGACAGCAGAAGGGAAACAGAUUGUAGGAGCAAACACUUUGGAAAGUCGAGUAGAUGAACGCAACCGAAGCACAGCCUCUACCUCCCUCAUUCUCAGAGCCAGAUUCUCAUGCUUGCCUUCCAAUAGUCACAUACUCAGAGAGAGAAUAGAAGUGUCAUUCACUUCUCAGCUGAAUGUUACACGUUUCACAGCUUUACUUUUGAAUUUGCCCCACUGACCAACAGAAACCUGCUUGGUAUGAAAGUGACUUUUGUGUGGGCUGUGCUUCAUACUUCACUGUUGAAAAUAUACAAUUAACCUUUUUGGCCCAUAGUGUUUUGCCAAAAAUGUACAGUAUGCUAAUGCAACAGCACCUUUAGUUUCAGUUAAAAAAGCUUGCUUCAUUUCAGAAACAAUUUAUCAUAUAGAUAUGUAUGUAACAGUCUAUAUGCAGUACAUCUCAUCAGAAGCAUGUUUGUAGUCAUAAAUGAACAUUUCAAGCCAUUUUAGUUACCAUUUUUUGUUAAUAAGGAUCUUAAACUUUGAUACUGCUGAAGAAAAUGUCCAUUUUGUGUCAGGUUCUGCAACGAUACUCUUGUAUGGUCGUCUUUUUAAUGCACAGGGUACAACUAAGCCACUUUGACUUUGCUUUCUCUCACACUUGCUCUCAACUCAGGAGAAAUAAAGGCUUGGGAAGAUAAGAGUUCUCACGUCCAUCUCAUAGCAGGACAUUUUACAUUCAGCCAAAGAUUUAUUAACGCUCCGCAGUCAUCAUUGGUCUUUGGAAUGAUACAUUCUAGAUGGAUCCAUGCUGCUGUUUGUCGUUUCAGAACAUUGCGGUUUGACCUCAAGAGUGUAAUGGCACCAUUGAUUGUAUUGUGCACUGCUUUUCUCCUCAUUACUGAGUGCAGGGUCACUACUGGUGAAGAGAACUGAACUUUUUGACACUGAGGCUGCAGUAUGGACCAAGAACGAAUGAAUGUUUCUCUCUGACUGCUGCCUGGAGAGCAGAAUUUGCCAUGGUCACUGUGUGAAGUUCAUUCAAAGCAGUCUUGGGGUUUGGGGUUUUAUUGACUUUGCUCACUGUUUGUUUGAGCCCAAUGUCUACUUUAGUGAAACCAAAUGUGAUGAGGUUCACUGUUAAUCGUAUUUCAAACUGGAGCCCUUUAAAACAUGCUGAAACACACACACACACCCUUAGCUGGUUUGCUGUUCAGGUUUACUGGGUUCAGCCAUCACCUGCUUGGCCUGGCUCACUGGAAUGCCAACAAGACCAGUUUAAACAAAGUAUUUUUUUUUUUUUCAGGGUUAAGCAGUUGUACAUGCAUUAAACAUGUCUGUGUUUUAAUGUUUAUUUGCAAGUGAUGUUUUUAUCUUUCAUAGCCAUAGAGACUCUCAAAAUAUUCCGCCCCUCAAUGUAUGACAGUGUAUGUGAUUUGUAUGUGAUUUGUAAAGGAGUUCAUUCUACUAGGCUUCUCUACAUUUUACAAUAUUUGGUUGCCGUGUUUUUCACUGUAGCCCUGAAUGUGAAGAAUUGUUUGCUAAUAUUAUUCCUUAUGUUUGUCAAACCUUUGGUAAAUGUGUGGUCUGAAAUGACACUGUCACUGUGGUCUUGCACAUCACUGAUCUCUACUGGCCAAUAAGUGAUCAUCAGUGAUGUAUAGUGGUGUUUGUAUCCCACCAUUUUUUGCUGAAUGUCUUUUUUUUUCUUCUUCUGCAAAGAGUCAAAAUUUUACUCUGCACUGCAAUUUUUAGGUUUUGUGUUUUUUUUUUUUUUUUUUUUUGAUUAAAUGGGACCAUUCCUUUCUCAUAUUUAAGCACACGUGAACCUGUAAAUAUCAUAUUUGUGAUAUAACGAGAUUUAUAACCCUUUAUAUAUCCAAGGUUUUAACUUUACUUUAAAACUACUGCUAUAAUGGAACUUUAUGAUAGCAGCUUGUAUGCAUGAUUCGUUCAUUGAGAAAGUUUGAUUAGACAACAUUCACUUUGUGUGCAUGCUAGACAAUCCAAAAGAGCAAUCACUGGACGUUCAGACUGAUGCCAUAUCAGUGGGCUGAAAAGUAUUUCAGUUGAUUUGAUUUAUCUCGCCAGGUGGAUCUGCUUUCAACUUGAAUGUAUCUGUCUGGUUUGAGUGAUUUGGAUUAGGUCAUUUAAAGAAGAAUGUUGUAGUGCUCUGUGUCGGGAGUGUCAAACUCCAAAUGUUUUGCGUUUAGGUGAUACUUGAGGCUCGCUGUGCUGCCGGUGAUAUGCGAACGCUAGUUGGUACUCCAGUAUAAUUGGUCCGCUGAAACUCAUCCAGUGAGAAACGUUCCGCGGUGCAAAAAUAAGUUAUUAAAAACGCGGGAUUUUUUUUUCUGUAAUUAAUUAAUCUUAGUUAACGCAUUAUUUUUUUUGUGUAAUUAAUUAGUCUCAAUUAGCGCGUUAAAGUCCCGGCCCUAAUUAUAAUAUUACAUUAUAAUAAAAAUUACCUCAAAUCUCAGAGAUCUCCAAACGGUUCGCGCAAAGCUGUUCAAAAGAUUCAGUUUCCUUAAACCCCACCUUUCGGUAGCAUACUGUGUUCUGAUUGGUCAACUGACAUAGUCAGUUUUGAUUGGUUGUUCCACACACAACUUCAUGGUAAACAAUGCGUUACCAUCUUUUUGGGGUGAAUUAUGUCUUAUUCCUCUCGCCGCGAAGCAAACAGUAAAAUAAUAAAAAACUUGAACAGUC